AUGUUCGGCUUCGUUGCUGACGGCUUGACCGUCGCCACGACUGUUCUUUUCCCCAUAUUUGCAUCCUACAAAGCCCUCCACAGCUCGGACCCUGCUCUGCUCGCACCCUGGCUGAUCUACUUUGUCGUCCUGUCGAUCCUGACUACGGUCGAGAAUGUGUUUGACUUUCUCCUCUGCUGGGUGCCCUUCUACGCGUGGAUCCGCUUCUUCAUCCACCUGUACCUGAUCAUGCCAGGCUCGCAGGGCGCUACCUUGGCCUACCAGGAGUACAUUGAGCCCUUCCUGUACCAGCACGAGCGCGAGAUCGAUCACUUCAUAAGCGAAAGCCAUGACCGUGGGAAGGCUGCGGGCCUGGCCUACCUGGGCAUGGGCAUCGAGUGGGUCAAGGUCAAUGUCCUGGGCUUUGCGCCUACCAAGCCCGAGUCGCCCAGACCUGCAGGCCAGUCGUAUGCCCAGAGCCUGAUGAGCCGGUUCCAGAUGCCGGCUGCAAGAGGGAGCAACGACUUGUACGGCUUGGUCAACCAGGCGCUGAGCGGAGCAAGCGCGUUGUAUGCCGGCAACCAGGGCGCGCAAGCUGCAGAGCUCAGCCGUGGCGCAAACCUGGUGCCUGACAACAUCCGCAACAACGACGACAGGCUCCACUACGUCACCUCGCAACGCCAGCGUCUCGAGACGUUGCUGCAGGCGUUCGACCGUGAGCAGGAGAGCAUCCGCACACAGCAGUCGACCGGUAGCCGAUACCACGAGGGAAGCAGGACCCCGACUACCAUCUCACGGAACAGGAGCGAGCUCGAGUUUGACCGCAUAGAGCGCGACGAGGCCAGCCCCCGCCCCCCCUACCCCACCACCCCUCCGCCACUGGGCAGGCGAACGAGCAGCGGCUGGAUGCCCUGGAACUGGCAGCGUCCACAGCCGCCGGCAGGCGGUGACGAUGGUGACGAGCCUCUGGCCUAUGGCAAAGAGCCUGGCGAGUCGAGGAGAGCACGCGCAAGUGGAUUUGACCUUGGGGAUCGCUAG
Messenger RNA from Ascochyta rabiei, 1017 nucleotides. RefSeq lists its product as uncharacterized. NCBI's taxonomy places the organism in Eukaryota, Fungi, Ascomycota, Dothideomycetes, Pleosporales, Didymellaceae. The transcript has 2 exons. The coding region runs from base 1 to 1017 and encodes 338 amino acids. The record is from RefSeq and is a predicted model, not a curated record.